Messenger RNA from Neopelma chrysocephalum (saffron-crested tyrant-manakin), 347 nucleotides. Its product is annotated as keratin, type II cytoskeletal 6B-like. Gene Ontology annotation, molecular function: structural constituent of skin epidermis. NCBI's taxonomy places the organism in Eukaryota, Metazoa, Chordata, Aves, Passeriformes, Pipridae. The record is from RefSeq and is a predicted model, not a curated record. The annotation marks the transcript as partial. Gene Ontology annotation, biological process: intermediate filament organization; keratinization. The transcript has 2 exons. Gene Ontology annotation, cellular component: keratin filament.
UACGAGCAGCUGCAGAGCACGGCCGGGCGCCACGGGGACAACCUCCGGAACACCAAGAUGGAGAUCCAGGAGCUGACCAGGAACAUCCAGAGGCUGCGGGCGGACAUUGAGAACGUGAAGAAGCAGAACCAGCAGCUCCAGUCGGCCAUCGCCGAGGCCGAGGAGAGGGGCGAGAUGGCCCUCAAGGACGCCCGGAUAAAGCUGGAGGAGCUGGAGGCAGCCCUGAGCAAGGACAAGGAGGAGCUGGCCCGGCUGCUGAAGGAGUACCAGGAGCUGCUGAACGUCAAGAUCGCGCUGGACGUGGAGAUCGCCAUGUACAGGAAGCUGCUGGAGGGGGAGGAGAACAG